Messenger RNA from Hydractinia symbiolongicarpus, 2729 nucleotides. RefSeq names its product tRNA (uracil-5-)-methyltransferase homolog A-like. The transcript has 25 exons. Bases 324 to 2261 code for a protein of 645 amino acids. The record is from RefSeq and is a predicted model, not a curated record. Lineage: Eukaryota; Metazoa; Cnidaria; Hydrozoa; Anthoathecata; Hydractiniidae. Gene Ontology annotation, molecular function: nucleic acid binding; RNA methyltransferase activity. Gene Ontology annotation, biological process: RNA processing.
CUCUGCACCAACACAAAAUGAAAAGUUCUCUUUCGUUCUCUUUAUUUGUCAUCAAUGCGCAGGUUAUGUUUUGUUUACUCUUAAUCCAAAACCUAAGUUGUAUCAUUUGAUUUAGAUAUAUAUUCUUUGUGAUGUUUGGAAAUCCCCAUUUACUAAAGGGAUUUAUAUUCGUCUUGCUUGCUCCACGACUAUGGAAUGGUGGUGUGUUACACUGUGUCUGUUAUUUAGCAAUUACCUAGAAGAAAAAUGUACCUAAAGAUUAUUUUCUAAAUAUAUUGUGCUGGUUUUAAUUUUAGCAGACAAUACAGGAAUUGAAGAAAAUUAUGUCUGAAGUGCAAGUGCCCAGUGAUGCUGUGGAUUGUAAAACUAUAGAAGCAACAGAUCUUAUUUCAGCAAAUGUGAACCAAGAAAAAGUUGACUUUGAUGAUGUUGAGAAAAAUGAUGAUAAAACCAAUGUUACCUGUAGUGAGGAACAAAGUAAUACAAAUGCCGAAAAACUUUUAGACGAAUAUCAUUAUGUAAAGUCUGGUGAAUAUACGUCAGAAAUGUUCAAAGUUGUUGUUCAAAACUUGCCUCAACGUAUUUCUUAUGGUAGGUUUCGUCAAACUAUUUUAAACAUUCUGGGGUUUAUACCAAAGAAAGUAAAAUACAAUCCAAGAAAUAACUAUGCAUUCCUGGCUUUUAAAGAUGAGAGUGACAGACAAAAAGGAAUGCAACUUUUGGAUAAUUACAAAUGGAAGGAGAAUACACUACACUGUAAAAAAGCUGCUCCAGCAAAAGAUCCUUUUGUAAGGGAAAAUAAAAGAAAAGCUCAACAAAAUCAAGAAUGUGAAAGUGGCUCCAAAAAAUCUAAAGUAUCCGAAGAAGAUGAUGGUCUUUCUCCGGAAGAAAGGAUUUUACAUGUUGUUUGUCCAUAUGCCAAAUACACAUAUGAAGAACAGUUGGAGUUGAAAGAACGUGAGAUGAGCGACUGCAUCAGCAACUUGACUUUCAAAAUGCGAAAAGAGGCAAGGAAUCCAAAGUGGAUGAGAGAAAGAGAGCAGAAGUUGUGCUUGGACCUUUUACCAAUAGAGAAAUCACCCAUCAUUGAAUAUUACCGCAACAAAGUCGAGUUUACAAUCGGUGUUGGACCAGAUGGCAAGGAUAAUACCAUUGGAUUUCGACUCGGUUCAUACAGAGAAGGCAGUAUGCUGAUUGUUGAACCAGUAAAAUGUAUCAACAGCACAAAGGAGUCAAUUGCAAUAGCUAAAGAGUUUCAAACAUAUUUACAAAGUCUUCCGCAUCCUUCAUACAACUUAGCCACACACAUUGGAUUUUGGCAGCAACUAACUGUUAGAACAUGCACAACUGGAAAUAUUAUGUUGAUCAUCCAAGUUAAUUCAUCUUACCUUGAAAAAGAAAAGUAUGAUGCAUUAGUUUCCGAUAUAAUAAGACAUGUUGCUUCAGCUGAAAGAGUUACCAAAGUUUCUUCCAUCUACAUAUCCUCCUCAACCCAAAAAAAUAACAAUAUUGAUACAUUUGAUCUUGUUUAUGGGGACACGCAUGUUACUGAGAAGUUACUUGGGCUGCAAUUUCGAAUUUCACCAAACGCUUUUUUCCAAGUAAACACUCCUGCUGCAGAGAUACUUUACAAAAUAGUUAGAGACUGGUGUGAUAUUGACCAAGACGACUCAUGUGUGUUAGAUGUGUGUUGUGGUACAGGUACAAUUGGUUUAUGUGUAGCAAAUAAUACAUCUUUACCUGUUAUUGGUGUCGAAAUUUCAAAGCAAGCUGUGGAAGAUGCUAAACACAACGCUACAGUUAAUGGUAUUGAAAACGCACGGUUUGUGUGCGGUCCUGCAGAAAAAGUACUUCAGGAUGAAAUUAGAAAAAUCCACAAAAAACACAUCAUUGCAAUUGUGGACCCUCCCAGAGCUGGUUUACACAGGACAGUUCUUCAAUUACUGAGAGCAUGUACAGCUAUCACAAAAGUCAUAUAUGUUUCUUGCAGUGUGAAGCAAGCGACAGAUAAUUUUAUUUCUCUUUGUCGACCAGCUAGCAAAAGGUUUCACGGCAUUCCUUUCAAGACUAAUCGGGCUGUUCCAGUAGAUCUCUUUCCUCAAACACCACACUGCGAAUUGGUUGUAGAAUUGGAGCGUAUCACAGAAAGAUCGAAAAGCAAUUCUGAUACAGAAGAUGUAAAACCAAUAAAGGAGGUUGAGACGGAUGAGAAAGAAGUACAGGAGGGUAUAACAUUUACAGAAAAAGAAAUCAAUGAUUAACACACCUUGUUUUUCCUCUCCAGCAUAUGAUUUUGUUUGUUUUUUUACGUGUCGGAUUUAAUGAAACUGAUGCCUUCAAGAAACACAAAGAAAUAUUUUCGGGUGUUUUGUUUGCUGUUCAAAUAAGAGUCAAUAAAAAGUGCAACGUAAAAUUAAAAGGACUUCCUAUCUAAAAAUGUUUAGUUGGUGUAAAUUAGCCAGUAUAAACAUGUACUAUGUAGAAAAUAUCAAAGUUUAGUAAAGAGCCCUGCACCAAUUGCUGUUUAAAUGCUGUAAAAAAUUCAAGUGCAAAAUCCCCUGCAUUUAAAAGAAAUUAAGUGCACGAGGUAAUAACGUUUCCUAAGAACUUAGUAAUUUGUAUGUUUUGUUCAUUUGGGGACAAGAGUUGCAUAUGUUCGAAAUAGUCAACAUAUCUUACAUCUUUCUUACAGCUUUCACGGUUAGAUACAUGGUCAGACUCUCAACACU